AGCUCCCUCCUUCUCCACUCUCUCUGUUUCAACAAACUCUCUCUCUCUCUCUCUCUCUCUCACUCCCCCCCCCCCCCCCCCCCCUCUAAUUCUCUGCACUCUCAAUCCCUCCAUUAUUCCUUCUCCAACACAAGCCGCUAUACUCUCUCCGCCAUAAAUUUAUACGUAUGCGAGAGUAUCUAUACAAAUCCACUUGUUUUUCUAGAUCUUUACCGCAUUUUAUGGAUCUGCAACCCCACACCACACUCACGCUGUCUUGAUUUUUCUCUCUCCUAGGGUUUUGAUUUUGACUGACCGUUUACUCUCUCAAUGAACAAUGCUUGACACUGAACGCGACUGUGAGCUCAGCCGGAGCUCCUCGAACAUCCCUUGGAUCUCCGGCAAGCUUCAAGGUCGUCGGUUUUGACAAUGCUUUUGCUCGGAUUCUGGAUUUUGGUUUGAGUCAAGAUGCAUACCUUGGCGACAUCGCUGCUUGUUCUUUGCUUGUCUAGCUUUGUUUUUACUUGUUUAGGACAUCCAUUACUUCAUAUGUAUUUGUCUCCUUCUUUGCAACCAAGCUGGCCAUUAUCUGUGAAAGACAUUUUUGUGAGACAUGGAAUGUCAGCUGCAAUGAAAGUGUCAUUUGCUCGACCACGGCCAUCUCGAAAUCACGUGGUUAAGCCUUCUUUGGGCCCUAUCCUCUCACCUGCAACUUCUUUGGUGCAUCAAGCUCUCCCCCCUGUUCCUAGCAGUGCACCCUUACCAAGACAUCAUGGUGGUCAUCAUCAUCGCCAUGUGAAACCUGUAGUGACUGCUCCAUUCCCUUCAGAAGAGCAAAGCUGUGAUCAAAUAUGCACAGAGCCACUCACUGCAUCUCUCUCUGGCUCACCUUGUGGCUGUGUUUAUCCUAUGAAAGUUAGACUUCUCCUAGAUGUGGCUCCAUAUGCUGUUUUUCCUGUAAUGAGAGAGCUAGAGAGUGAAGUUGCAGCAGGCACGUAUCUGGAACAGAGUCAAGUGAUAAUAAUGGGUGCAAGUGCUGACAGUCAGAAUCAGGGGAAAACUGUCGUGGAUAUCAACUUGGUUCCACUUGGAGAGAAGUUUGAUAAUACUACUGCAAUACUUACAUAUGAUAGAUUUUGGAAAAACAAAAUGCCUUUAAAUAUAACUCUUUUUGGUAAUUAUGAAGUAAUAUACAUUAGUUAUCCAGGGAUUCCUUCUUCACCACCAUAUCCAAACUACACGGGGAGUGGUCCUAGUGGAAGUGCAGGAGAUCUCCCCAUUACUGCUAAUUUUGUGAGCAAGACCCAGAGGAUGAAUCUUAGAACCAUCACCACCAUUGCUCUGUCAGCAUUUGUGGUUUUAGUGGUUUGCAUUGGGGCAAUUGCUGUUGUUGUGAAAUGGAGGAAGUCUGGAAGACCAUCAAGUGCUGUUGGUCCGGCAUGUAGAUCCUCUAUAAAUAAAAGAUCUGGCAUUGGGUCUUUCUUGUCAAGCAGCAUUGCAAGCUCAACACCAAUGUCCCUCAUGUCCAACAUGGCUACUUGUAUGCUCUCCGUCAAAACCUUUUCAUUCGCUGAGCUUGAGAAGGCAACAGACAAGUUCAGUUCAAAGAGGAUUUUAGGUGAAGGAGGAUUUGGACGUGUUUACCGCGGGAGUAUCGAAGAUGGAACUGAAGUUGCUUUUAAGCUGCUUACAAGGGACAAUCAGAAUGGAGACCGUGAAUUUGUCGCUGAAGUUGAAAUGUUAAGUCGAUUGCAUCAUCGAAACCUUGUGAAACUUAUUGGCAUAUGUAUUGAAGGGCGCACACGCUGCUUGGUGUAUGAACUUAUUCGGAAUGGUAGUGUGGAAUCGCACUUGCAUGGUGUUGACAAGAAUAAGGGACCUCUUGACUGGGAUGCACGGUUGAAGAUUGCCCUUGGAGCAGCUAGGGGAUUGGCCUAUCUUCACGAAGAUUCUAACCCUCGUGUAAUUCAUCGAGAUUUUAAGGCUAGUAAUGUUUUACUAGAAGAUGACUUCACCCCCAAGGUCUCUGAUUUUGGCUUGGCGAGGGAAGCAACGGAAGGAAGUCAUCAUAUAUCUACUAGGGUCAUGGGAACUUUUGGGUAUGUUGCCCCUGAAUAUGCAAUGACAGGACAUUUACUUGUAAAGAGUGAUGUCUACAGUUAUGGGGUUGUGCUGCUUGAGCUUCUGUCUGGAAGAAAACCUGUGGAUAUGUCCCAACCUCCGGGACAGGAAAAUUUAGUGACUUGGGCACGCCCGCUGCUAACUACUAGAGAAGGAUUGGAGCAGUUGGUGGAUCCUUCCUUGGCAGGAAGCUAUGACUUUGAUGACAUGGCUAAAGUGGCAGCCAUUGCUGCCAUGUGUGUUCACUCAGAGGUGACUAAUAGGCCAUUCAUGGGUGAAGUUGUCCAGGCUCUGAAACUGAUAUACAAUGACACAGAUGAGACUUGUGGAGACUACUGCAGUCAAAAGGAGUCCUCUGUUCUGGAAUCUGACUUCAAAUGUGAUCUUGUUCCGUCGGACAGUAGCUGGUGGAAUGCUGGCGGGACAUCCCCUCGGUUAACUUAUGGGCAGGCCUCAUCCUUCAUUACGAUGGAUUACAGUUCCGGUCCACUUGAAGAGAUGGAAAGCAGACCGUUUUCAGCUUCAAGUUUAGCUGGGGAUCACCUGUCUUUGCCAAUUAGACACAUGAACCGUUCCGGCCCCUUGAGAACUGUAAGAAGUAAACCAGCCUUCUAUAGAUUAAGGGGCAGCGUGAGCGAACACUGGGGGCUCCUGUCACGGCGUUUUCGGAAUGAUGGAUACUGGGUUUGAGGUUUUCUUUUAAGACUUUUUGAAGUGUACAGUUCAGGAGGACCAGUAGAUUUCAGUUUAACGGUCGAAUGAUGUAGUUUAGGUGUUUGGUAUUCAAGGGGUUUCCAUGUCUGGAGAGAUAAGAGAGACCCUUUCUUCUGAUUUUGAAAAUCCUGAUUCAUACUACACAAAAGUUGGAGAUGUAAGAAUAAUACUCCUUGUAUUGUAUAUCCAUUUAAUUGUUAUUACGGUCCAAUGCUGUACCAGUUACCGAA
Messenger RNA from Populus nigra (black poplar), 3044 nucleotides. Its product is annotated as receptor-like serine/threonine-protein kinase ALE2. The coding region runs from base 448 to 2790 and encodes 780 amino acids. Gene Ontology annotation, molecular function: protein kinase activity; ATP binding. Gene Ontology annotation, biological process: protein phosphorylation. The transcript is spliced from 9 exons. The record is from RefSeq and is a predicted model, not a curated record. Lineage: Eukaryota; Viridiplantae; Streptophyta; Magnoliopsida; Malpighiales; Salicaceae.